GGGCUGCGAUUGGCGGGGCGGAGCAAGGCGGGGUGCGAUUGGCGGAUCCGGCGCGGUUGCGUCACAGAAGGAGGUGGCGAGGAGAAGAGGAAAAACAAAGAUGGCGGCCCGAGGCUAAGCUUCCUCCGCUCGACUGCUCGCCAGUGGUGGGGACAACAGACGGCGGACAACUUACCUCAGAAAAUACAUUGUCAAACCAAAGCGGCGCCAACCCGGUUAAAUAUAAAACAACAUUCGGGAGGGAAAGCGGGUGGGAGAAUGUCGGCGGUGGAGGAGAGGGAACCGGCACCCGCGGCGUCCUCGCCGGCUGGCGGGGCCAUGAUGAUGGCGGCAGCGGCCUCGGGGCCCUCCGACUCCCUGCAUCACGUCGGGGCGUCCAACUCAUCGCAAGAGACCAACCGGCCGGAGCUGGAGGAAGGGCCGAGCUCGAAGAAACGGGCCCGGCUGGAGCCUGAGUCGGGGUCGGCGUCCGGCUCGGCGGCGGGUUCUGGCUCGGGCUCCGGCUCGGCGGCAGGCGGCGCCAAGGCAGGGGGCGAGAACAAGCUGGAGGAGAGGCUGUACUCGGUGCUGUGUUGCACCGUGUGCCUGGACCUGCCCAAGGCUUCCGUCUACCAGUGCACGAAUGGUCACUUGAUGUGUGCAGGCUGCUUCAUUCACCUGCUGGCUGAUGCCAGGCUGAAGGAGGAGCAGGCCACCUGCCCGAACUGCCGCUGCGAGAUCAGCAAGAGCCUGUGCUGCAGGAACCUGGCCGUGGAAAAGGCGGUGAGCGAGCUUCCAAGCGAGUGCGGCUUCUGCCUGAAGCAGUUCCCACGCUCCAUUCUCGAGAGGCACCAGAAGGAGGACUGCCAGGACAGGGUGAUGCAGUGUAAGUACAAGCGGAUCGGCUGCCCGUGGCACGGACCCUUCCAUGAGCUGACGGCUCACGAGGGGGAGUGUGGCCACCCCACCAAGACCGGCAACGAGCUGAUGGAGAUCCUGGACGAGAUGGAUCAAAACCACAAGAAGGAGAUGCAGCUCUACAAUAGCAUCUUCAACCUCCUCAGCUUUGAAAAGAUAGGAUACACAGAAGUCCAGUUCCGGCCCUACCGAACAGACGACUUCAUCACCAGGCUGUACUACGAGACGCCCCGCUUCACGGUGCUCAACCAGACGUGGGUGCUGAAGGCACGCGUCAACGACUCCGAACGCAACCCCAACCUCUCCUGCAAGCGCACCCUUUCAUUCCAGCUCAUCCUCAAGAGCAAGGUCAACUCGCCCAUGGAGUGCUCCUUCCUCCUCCUGAAAGGCCCCUACGACGAUGUCAAAAUCAACCCUGUCAUCUACCACUUUGCUUUCACCAACGAGAGCAACGAAACAGACUACUUGCCGCUGCCUAUCAUAGACUCAGUCGAAUGCAACAAACUGCUCGCGGCCAAAAACAUUAACCUGAGGCUCUUUAUAUUUCAGAUACAGAAGUAAGGGCGGUGGGGACUUGGGGAGGGGUGGGGGAGGAGGCAGCAAGAACAGAGUGGGCACCAUCGAACCAUAGUACCUCGAAAAAGCCAGCCAACACCAGUCAGUAGUUUAAACACAAGAAGAAUCCUUCACAGUAAGGGACAAAAAAAAACCAAACAACCCCCCAAGAAACAAAUAUCUACUCACUGCAUGUGGUCGUGACUACCCGGGACUGAGAGUUACUGUUGUUCAGAAGCCUCACGUACAACGGGUGUUACGGGAGGGAGAGGAAACAUGGAGUGUCUGCAUGGAGUCCAGCGGGGUAAGCCAUCUGAGCAGCGGUCAGUACUGAGCCUGCAGUUCAGUGGCAAACUGUGCAUCCUACACACCCCCCCCCCCCCCCCCCCCCCCCGUCACCCCAUCGUGCCCGGUUGUCUCUGUGUGUGGGGGGGCCGUCAUUGCCUGUCCCCUUUACAUCACCUUCCCCCCCCCCCCAGCUCCCUGUUCCCAGUGCCAGCGGUUUGGGGCGCUCCACACCACAGCCUCCUCCAGUCACUUCUCCAAGGACAAACAGAACCAAAAAGACCCAGUGCCAGACACUUUGUGGUGUGGUGCUCGAGAAGGAAAGGCAGUACACUACACUCAAGGGUGCAGGCACAGAGUGGGGGGGGGGGGGGGGGGAGAUCACCCAGCUAACAUUGGAAUCCCAGGGAACACAGCACGAACAGAGGCCACUUGGCCCCUCCUGACCAUGCUGGCAGUUAAUAAACAAACAGAUUUAUCCCACCUCCAGCUCUCCGCACCUGGCAACAGGCAGUCCAGGGACUCUCUAAAUACAACCAGGAUCUCUGUGCUACCACUCUUUCUGGCACAGUUUCCAACCUCCUCGUCCUCUGGGUGAGGCAAGUUAUUCAGCAUCUUCCAUUUAAUCCUUUUAUAUAUUACUGGAAAUCUCUGCCCCCACCACCCUCCUUGGUUUUUGGGAAAUAAAUCCUUCCUGUGCACCCUGUCUCGAUCACUCAGAACUUUCCUCAGUUGCAUUGAAUGGCCCAGCCUGGUGGUGAAGAUGCAGACGCAUAGAUCGCUCCCAGUGAUCAAUGGGAGCCACGGCCCCAGUUCCACUGCAGUGUCUGGCAACCCAAACACACAGCGCCAGGCCGCACCCUGCCCAGCACAUGGAGGCUGGGGACAGUGCGGCCCAAACACACAGCACCAGGCCGCACCCUGCCCAGCACAUGGAGGCUGGGGACAGUGCGGCCCAAACACACAGCACCAGGCCGCACCCUGCCCAGCACAUGGAGGCUGGGGACAGUGCGGCCCAAACACACAGCACCAGGCCGCACCCUGCCCAGCACAUGGAGGCUGGGGACAGUGCGGCCCAAACACACAGCGCCAGGCCGCACCCUGCCCAGCACAUGGAGGCUGGGGACAGUGCGGCCCAAACACACAGCACCAGGCCGCACCCUGCCCAGCACAUGGAGGCUGGGGACAGUGCGGCCCAAACACACAGCACCAGGCCGCACCCUGCCCAGCACAUGGAGGCUGGGGACAGUGCGGCCCAAACACACAGCGCCAGGCCGCACCCUGCCCAGCACAUGGAGGCUGUGGACAGUGCGGCUUGUGUGGCCAUAAACUACAGUCAACCAACUCGGCCGUGAAUGCCCCUCACCCUGGACACACGGUACCCUGAACAGUCGCACCACCCCCGACGUUGGAUUUCAUCCAACCUACAGCGCACACGCAUGCUGUCGAGGCUCUACCAUCGUUCCCCCUCCACCUAGGCCACUGCCCAUCCUUCUUCGUCUCACCCUUCGGUAGAGUAUUCUUCCCCUUCUCCCCAGUAAACCCACCUGCCCGACUCUCCUCACCUCUCCCUUUGGGAAGGAGCUCCACAUUCCCACCCCUGUCCAAUGUCCCCAAGUAGAUUAAUCAGUGGAUGUCUGAUAUUUAUGUCCUCUUGCCCAACCCCCCCCCCCCACCCCCACUGAUGGACAUAUUCCCUCUGUACGCCUGGUGAAAGCCCCUGUAGCAAUCUCGAUGACCGUGAUAAGGUCACCUUUUAACUGCCUCUUUUCCAGAGGAAAGAGAUCUAAUCUGUUCAGCUAUUCCCGACAGCCGAAACUUCUCAAUCACAAAAGGCUUUAACGCCACCUCCAGUUGUAUAGAGCGAUACUUGGAGCUGAACACAUACCAAUUCCACAUUGUCACUGCGUGGCGAGCUCUUACCCUCCUUUAGUAGUGAUUCUGGACAGUUACACAAGAAGAUGUCCUUACCCUGACUAUACAAUGGCUCAGUAAUUACACAGUUGGGUGUCCUUGCCCUGACUGUACACUUACAUAAGGACUGACCCUGGGUAAUGUGCACAGGGAAGUGAACGCCUAGUGGCUCUGUAAGGAUCCGUCACCACACUGAACGGACGGUCCCUCCACACUAUUAUCGCAACGACUGUUGUGACUCGCACUUUAACCCUCCCACAUCCUGCUGGCCAGACUAGAACUGUGUACAGUUGCACAACGGGCGGUUUUAACUGGCCCCUUUAACCCUUGUCCUGCUGAUUGAACUGAAAUUCUGAACGGUUAAAGAAGCAAAUGUGACUGAGGCUUUGGGGUCUUUGUCUGGUACCAAAACAAUAUUGUUGGUUCUUACCAUUUAUUUUCUGUACCCACUUGUAUUGUAUAGUUCAAAUACCAUAAAAUCUAGAUUAUAAUUCG
Amblyraja radiata (thorny skate) is the source of this 4146-nucleotide messenger RNA. It is a transcript of the gene zftraf1, whose product is annotated as zinc finger TRAF-type and ring finger containing 1. The record is from RefSeq and is a predicted model, not a curated record. Gene Ontology annotation, molecular function: zinc ion binding. The coding region runs from base 259 to 1458 and encodes 399 amino acids. Lineage: Eukaryota; Metazoa; Chordata; Chondrichthyes; Rajiformes; Rajidae. Gene Ontology annotation, cellular component: nucleus. The transcript is spliced from 4 exons.